AUGUACCAUCGCGUCCAUCUCCCUUGGCUCAGGCUACGGCACGACGAUUUGUAUUGGCGUGUCUUUCCUCAAUUCACCCGCAACUUCGUCAAGAUGGUCAUCGGCUCACCAUUGUUGUGCAUGGAGGGGAAGCGUCGAGUCACACAAUUUAUACAGUCAUCAUUCGUACAAUUACUAGUACAAUUAUUCCAAGACGUACAUAGCAGUCACGAGGAGUACAUCGUUAAGGACCAUUGGGUGAAAGGAAACAGUGAUGCUAUCUUAAACGAGGUGAAGAUGCUAGAAGAAGUGAAGGGUGUCGCCGGUGUUCCGAGACUUGUCGGAUACUGGCUCGUUCAGGCAGAGGAAGGUCACCCCGACGAGACACAGAGAUAUCGCAACAAAAUUGAAAACAGCACAGUUGGCGCGUACCGUACACACAUCCGUCUCGUCUUGAAACCUCGGGCUCGUCCUUUAUACAUGUUUCGAAGCAAGAAGGAACUUCUCAGAGUUUUACGCGAUAUUGUGCUUAUUCAACAGUGCGCGGUAGAAACACACCAAAUUCUGCACAGAGACUGCAGUCUGAAUAACAUCAUGAUAGAGGACUGUGAAGGCGGCAGUCGGGGGUCGUUGAUAGACUGGGAGUUCGCUUCGCGCAUUACAUCAGAUAAUACGUACCCUACUGGCGGAACGGGAUGA
Molecule: messenger RNA, 678 nt
Organism: Suillus fuscotomentosus
Lineage: Eukaryota; Fungi; Basidiomycota; Agaricomycetes; Boletales; Suillaceae
Exons: 3
Coding region: 1-678 (225 amino acids)
Source: RefSeq, a predicted model, not a curated record